AUGGUUUGCAGUGGCAUUUGGUUAGCUGUAUUCGUGCUGGUGUUUCUUUCCGUAAUUGCAUCCGUAAUGUUGCUGGUCGGUGUGAAUCUAUCGUCGUUCGUAUGUCAACCGCUGGAGGAUCCUCUUUCCAGACCUGAUAUCAUCUCGUUAGGUGAUCGUAUUGUGAAUCUAUGGAAAACCGAACGUAUUGAGCAUGAUCUGCCUCUUCUAUCGUAUGGUACCUCAUCUGCUAAUUCGAGUCAGAGCCUCAUUACUUCUAUUAUUGAUGGAUGCUCCCUGUCGCAGUCUUCAAAUAACUAUAAUAAUAAUAAUAAUAAUAAUAAUAAUAAUAUAAAUACCAACAAACCAGCCCAAAAAACCUUCUACGAGAUAUUUCAACUCGAUAAAAAAUACCGUCUACUAAACGUGACCGCCCGAGAUUUAAAUGGCUAUCAAAAGCUAAAUGAUUUCUUCGAUAAUUUGGCUAAUCAAAUGCGAAUCAACAUCGAAACGCAUAUGAAAAAUAACAAUAAUAACAAUAUAAAUAAUAUUUUAUCGAAAAACAUUCAAAAAUUAACCGAAAUGAUACGGAAAACAUCGUCGAUAUUCGAGACGACUGGUGAAACGACACGCGAAACGGAUCAAGAGAAUAUCAUCAAAUUAAUUGAGAAGGUGAAUAAAACGUUGGAAUUGCUUGAUUUUAUGCCGAAUACAUCCGUAAUUAGUGAUCAAUUAACGAAAGCAAAUCUAAAUCAAAGAGUUAUACAAGCCGUUUUGAAUCGUCUGCGUGUUAUUGAGUUGAAUUCGUCGGAACCACUCCGAAAUCGUAUCAAAACAAUAGUUUCGAACGUCAGCACGAUCAGCUCAAAACUCUCGAACCUCAGCCAACCCCUUUCGCUAAUUUUGAAUCGUCUCGAGGAGUCGGAAUCGAUGCUUCAAGCGAAUUUCAAUGUGUACCUUCAGAAGGUCAUUAAAGAGUUCUUGAUGAAUCUUAAACGAUCGAUCACGGAUUAUAUUGAGCAUGUGCAGAGAGCUGUGAGUGUUUUGAUUUAUUGGUUGAUUUGA
Molecule: messenger RNA, 1044 nt
Organism: Anisakis simplex (herring worm)
Lineage: Eukaryota; Metazoa; Nematoda; Chromadorea; Rhabditida; Anisakidae
Source: the annotation of a GenBank genome assembly